Alligator mississippiensis (American alligator) is the source of this 7460-nucleotide messenger RNA. RefSeq names its product podocalyxin like (gene PODXL). NCBI's taxonomy places the organism in Eukaryota, Metazoa, Chordata, Crocodylia, Alligatoridae. Bases 55 to 1812 code for a protein of 585 amino acids. The transcript has 9 exons. Gene Ontology annotation, cellular component: apical plasma membrane; microvillus membrane. The record is from RefSeq and is a predicted model, not a curated record. Gene Ontology annotation, biological process: regulation of microvillus assembly; cell migration; positive regulation of cell-cell adhesion mediated by integrin.
CAGAGCCGCGCAGCAUCCCCGGACAAAGGCAUCCGUGCAGCCGGCGCAGGCAGCAUGCGGCGAGCGGGGCUGGCGCUGCUCCUGCUCCUGCUCCUGGCCCGCCUGGGCUGCGGGGGAGGGGCAUCGACCUCAGCCACAGUUACCACCACCGGCGCUAGUCCUGGCACGAAAAGCACCUCUGCUACCACAAAAACCUCCUCCUCUACCGCUGCCCCAACAAGCUCCCACCCUGUCCUGGGAAGUUCCUCCAAUGCCACCAAAACCUCCCUUGGCUCAGAAAGCUCCACCCCUAGCCCGAAAAGUGUCACUCCUGCCCCAAAAAUCUCCACCUCAAGCUCAAAAAUCUCCACCUCUGACCCCAAAAGCACCUCCCCUAGCACACACAGCCCCUCCCCUACUUCAGUGCUUACCACCCAUGUCACAAAAAAGUCCUCCCCUGGCACAGACAGCUCCACCAAUGACACAACAGUCCCCUCCACUACCCAGAAAAGCCCCUCCCUUGACCUGGGAAGUACCAGCCCUGGUGCGGGAAGCUCCUCUCCUACCAUGGGAGGGCCCCCCCACAGCACGAAGCGCUCCUCCCCGGACCCGAAAACUACACCUGUUAGUAUAGAAAGUGCCCCCCGUAACACGACGAGCUCCUCUCGUGUCACAGAAAUCCCCUCCCCUAGCCCUGGCAGCUCCUCUGGUGGGAAAGUCACACCCAGCCCUGUUGUGAACGUAGCCCCCACAUCAGCUCCUCGGGCAUCUAAGCCCACCGUGCCUGGGGUGACUUCGGCAGCUGGCGCCCAUCCGGAUAAGGACCCUGUGACGCAUCCAACUCUGAUGGAAACCACUGCAGCAGGUGGCAUUAAAGAUGGAAGCAAAGAGCUUAAAGAGGCUGAGACAACCAGAGGAACGUCGGCAGCCACGGUUGGCACACCUGGGGGAGACAAAAAGGAUGUGACCACGAAGAAGUCUGAUCCUCCCUUACUGAAAACCGACUCAGCCUUGGAGGCUGCCACGUCUACUCCAGCUAGCACCAAGCGUGUGUCUGAGCCCAGUUCUACAUCCAAGCCCAGUGACUCCCAACCCAAACAGCAGAUCACUUGCAAGGAGCAGAUACCGUCCGUCAAAACCGGAAAGGAAGCACCAAAGCUUGUAACCUUGAAUGCAACGGGAAUCUGUGGCGUGGUGGCGCAAACCAAGCAGAGCGAGGAGCUGUAUGACAUAAUCUGCAAAGCACUGAACCCCACAUUCAACCGGAGCCGAGACCAGUGCACCGUGAGCCUGGCCCCCGUCCAGGGCUCCCCUAACCUCUAUGCUUUGGUGGAUGCUUCUAUGCAGAUAAAACCGAGACAGGAGGAGCUUUUUGAACUGCUGAAGGAAAAGAAGGAUGAAUUUAAGAAGGCCGGGAUCAACAACGUCAUGUUGGCCGACAAGCAGCUCGGGGACGACGAGCCCACUGACCGGUUCAGCACGCCUCUGAUCACCACCAUCGUGUGCCUGGCCGUCGCCUUGCUGCUCACUGCUGCCAUCUACGGCUGCUGCCACCAACGCAGGUCCCGCAGGAAGGACCAGACCAUCUCCUCUGCUGUCCCGGGGUUUGAAGGCCGACACGUAGCUGUGCUCUUUACUCAGCGCCUGACAGAAGAGCUGCAGACCAUGGAGAACGGCUAUCAUGACAACCCGACGCUGGAGGUGAUGGAGACCUCCUCUGAGAUGCAGGAGAAGAAGAUCAACCUGAAUGGCGAGCUGGGCGACAGCUGGAUUGUCCCCAUGGACAACCUCACGAAAGAGGAGCUGGAGGAGGAAGAGGACACGCAUCUAUAAACGAAGCCGGAGACCGCUAAGCAAAAACAAGCAAAACCCGAAACAAAAAAACCAAACUGACUACAGCCACAAGUGCCGUCACCCUAUCGGACAAGGAGGGACACAUGUGCCUGCCAGCUUUGCCGAGGAAAGAAGCCACGCUUGGAGUUUGCUGUGGCCUAAACAUCGCUAAAUCCAAACAUAUUCACUGUCCAGACUAUAGAGUGUAUUUUGUUUAUAUAUAAAUAAAUAUAUAAAUAUAUAUAUAUAUAUAUAGUGCCUCUAUUUGCCUUGACUAGAGGAGACGAGAUAGUUUCAGAGAUGAAAGGCUUUCCCAACUAUUGAUGAUGGUAUCGAACUCGGCGUGGUUUGCAGAACUUGGAAUCUGCUUUCUCCAGAUUGGGGCUUCUUCUGUCCGGCGGGGACCUGGCACGUGGGGUGUAACCACUGCCCGAGUUGAAGAACCCUUCACGGGCAACCAAAAGCCUGCGGCAACGACCAAGAACUAAAAUGGCAUUCAACGAAGAGGCUCUGAACGGGAGCGGUAGCAGCAGCACUAUCGAUGGCAGUGCUGGGCAGCGUGGUAGCAUACUCCAAGAGCUCCACCCUCCCCUGUGCAUCUCUGUUGCCAAUGCAGCUUAUGGUUUAUUUUUCCUUUUCCUCUAUCACGUGGUAAUAUUAAAGACAGUUAUUAAGCUUCACAGGAGAUAAAGAGAAAAAGAGUAACGCCCUGCCAUCACACCCAGCCACGUGAUUAACUGGCCAUUUCCAGAUUCUUGCUGGAAGUGCUGGGUAUUAAACACAACAGCGUCCCCCCCAUCAACAGUCGCUCCUGGGUCUUCGGUGCUCAUAUCCUACGGGGGCUUUCCCGGCCUGUAUUGUGAACAGCAUUGACCAGGUCCCAGGCCAAAACUGCCCCUGCAAUUCAAGGGAACCAGCCCAUCUUUCCCAGCUAGCAUGCCAGGAGCUAAAGGACAAGUUCAGAGGAAGCCCCUGGAAGCUCCUUACCGUUGUCUGCAUUUGAAGCAGCACUAAAAUCCCCUUGUUCCAGGAUUCUUGCACCCAAAGGCUCAAAACAGACCCUCAAAAUUUCUCACCUAUUCAAAAAAGGAAUCGACAAGCAAUCCAAGAGGGAAUUGGUCUCUUAAUCAUCCAGUAGGCAGCAGGACUCAGGGAACGCAGAUCCAGUAGACUGCGAGAAAGCAAAGCAAUUUCAAGGCCACUGUGCAACCAAUUCUAGUACUGGGGGGAAGAAAACCCAGAAAGUUAUUGCCAUUCCCCCCAAACAACAGUGUGCUGCUCACAGCUCUGAAGACCCCUACCCAAGAAGGGUCUACCUUCUCCACGUCCUAGCCCCUACCAUCACACCUGGCCUUGUUAGGGGAGCAUUAGCAACGCCAGCGACUCCAGGCACUAUUCUAGGCACAGCAAACCUGCAACAGGCAUUUCAGCGAGAGCUAGAACGUGCAUCUGUCCCGUGUUAUGUUAUUUAGUUAUCACCUCUUCUCUGCACUUCACUAUGUUUUUCCUUCAAGGACAUUUCUGUUCAACUCCUGGGUAUCAAGCAAUAGGGAAAAGGCCUUUGAGGUUGUUCAACACCAAAACGGACUGCCGAGGUGCAUGGGGCAGUGCUUCCAGGGCCCACCGCAGUGGGGAGCCUACCAUCGGCGACCAAAUCGGGGCUGGACCGAGUGCCGUGAGCUUCCUGCUCCUACCUCCAGCAGCCACCGAAUGAUCUUUUAUAAAGUGGAAACCACAAAUGGUGAAGAAAACCCAGCAACUGGGAUAAGCCACAGCCAGUUUCCUCCUGGGGGAGCACGCCCGUGUCGUACCCGGGUCUGGGCAGCGCUGGCCUGUUUCAAGCUGUUUGUACAUCCUGUUGAAAUCAGCAGGCCCAUCUUUCCAGGACAGUUGCACGUGUGGGAUUGCUCUUUUCUGAACAGAGUCUACUUUAUUUCUAGAGAUUCAUAUGCCUUGCUCCUCACCCUGGUCCCAGACCAGCUUCCAGCACAGCAAGCCUAGCAUCCGUCACAUUCAUCUCAUCCUCUGCCCGGGUGUUGGAAGAGGGGAUUUAUUAGGGAUUUUUUGGUUCAGUUUCUUUAUGAGCAGCAGAAGCUGCACAAGGUUAAGUGCAAAUGCAAAGGAGAGCCCUGCAGAUUGUUCACAGUCAGACCGUCCUGUUGCUUCAGCGAUCUCGCACGUGAACACCAGCCCCUCUUGGGUGUUUCCUCUCCUGAAGCCUACUGCUCUCCAAGGAGGCCAUUGAGAUGCACCUCAAGAGACUUCUGCAUCCCCAGCAAAUCUUUGCCAUCCCUUCUCUCCAAAAGGUUUCCUGGUCCGAGCAUGGUCCAAAGGUUUAGCCCAAAAGGAGCCUGGGCUACACGCACAUCACAGAUUCCACCUGGCCUACAUUGGAAAGAUUGUCACAGUAUCACACAGGGCAUCUUUCACCUUCUGAGUUUGUUGGAGACCUGGGCUAGAUGGGCAGCUGGGAGCUGGGUUGGGCAGGUAGCCCGGAGCAUGAAAGCAGCACAGUGAAGACAACCAGACACGCGUGCAGUCUGGGGAGCCAACAGCUCCCAGCAGACGAUGGUCGUUUGGACUCACUAGCCCAGACCUCUGGAUCCAGCCAAGCUGUUACAGAUGAGGGCAGCCACAGCUGGCUCCUGGCUGCCGGCACAAGCCUUAUUCAGCUUUGCACCGUUUGCAUGAGCUGCAUGCACAGCAGCAGCUUGCUCGGGUCUCGGCACACAGAGUACCAGCGUAGAGCUGAAAGAGCAGCUGCCUUUUUAUCUGGUCCACAUUGUUUGGGACUGGCACAGAUUAUGGUGGACCGAUAACUGCCCUGGGGGGAGUUUGCCCAAGUGAAGAGGCAGUUAAAAUGCAUCGUCUCCGGUAGCCACUUCCCUGGCAGAGGGGCUCCAGAGGCAUUGCUGAGGGUGGUCCACACAGCACAGUCGGGGCCAUACCGCAGAAGAGCCAGGCACCACGGCCAGCCCCUUCCCACCCGUGCUGGCAGGUCCCUUCCUACCACGACAGGUCAAGGGGACAAUAAUCUAAACAUGAUUAUUGCAUUUGCAGGGGUUUGCUUUGGCUUCAGGCUCUGUGCAUGGGGCACGGUGUAGCAAGUGCUUUUCCAGCACAAGCCCCACAUCCCCUGGCUUUGCUUACUUCCAGGCUCUGCUUUUGUGGUGGUGUUUUUUUUUUUUAAGGGCACUGCCAGUUUUUUGUAAAAAGUCCCUUCUGGCGGAGAUAGCUCUGCCCACAACGGUUUCUGGCUGCAUUUGCCUUUGCUUUGCCUGGGAGCCAUUAGAAACCUGCUCUCCUGCCACCUUCUCCUGCUUGGGCGCAUCUCCCCUUGCAGAUCCAGACCCUUGUCUUCACGAAGGUUUUUAGCCUAGCAGCAGGGAGACAAAGCUCCUUUCCAGACGGCAGGAAGGUGAUGGUAAUAGCAGUGACAAGCAGUUGCAGGAGGAGCUCAAAGUAGCUUCUGUCCAUUUUAUUUUAUUUUUUUUAAAGACUGAAGGUCUUAGAUCCCCUUUACAUUAGUCUUCACCAUUAUGAACACAGCAUUGAGCUGGUGUGGGAGAACGGGGACAGGAGGGGGCAUGCGGAGGGGGUUCAGGCUGGGACCAAGGUGGUGCUUGGAGCAUGGGCCUUCCCUCCUGGCUCUCCCACUGCCUUGCUCCAUAGCCGGGGGACACUCCAUCUCCAAAGGGAGAGCUUCAUGAAGCCCCUCAAGCCUAUGAAACCCUAAGCAGCCCAGCACUUGGGAGCCUGGGACCUGACAGCUCUUCCCUUCAGGGAACGGGGCUUGGGGAAGAAAUGUCUCGCUUUCUUGGCCGCGGACUUUUGCCCAAACAGGACUAAGCACUAAAUUGUUCAUUCCACAGAAAAAGUCAGAACAGCAGCAAGCGUGAAAUAACCAAGAGGUUUUGGAUUCCCAGUCUUACUCUCCGAGGCAAAGGCACAGGCUAGAAGUGCGAGGAGAAGCGUGUCUCCUAGCACGGCAGGACCAAAAAAGCUGUCCGCAGAGUCCGUCCUCUCUCUUCUCCUAUAUAGCUUUUUCCCUUCUCUCUCCUCUCCGCGGGGUGGAGUUUGGAGCGAUCAAAUCCAUGUAUUGUGUAGCGUCUAAAUGUUACUGCUGUCGACAAGUCAAUGUAUUUAGUCCACUGGGCCUGUUUGUGCACUGCUUUAAUGGAAACCCUUUUUUUGUUUGUUUGUUUUUUGCAUGGGGCAGGGGGAGGGAAGGGAGCAAAGGAACCAGUCUGAUGCUUCGCGAGCAGCCCACGAAUGCAGGCUGAGUUCACCUUCAUCUGAAAUCUGGUCUCUCUCAGCAUGAGGUCUGGUCCACCCGUUUGAGAGAGACCACUGCCCGUUUGAGGCCAAAAACUCAUGCCUCUCCCUUGCCAAAGGGAUGCUGCGAGUCACUGCACUGGCCCUAGCGCCAGGAGGCUCCUGCCAUGGUCGAGGGCGAAGAGUCAUUUCUGAGUCCAGCCAGCGCUGUCCAAGAGAUGGUCUUAAACCCGUGCGAUAUUCAAGGCAGCAGCUUCCUUUUCGUGCUCCAAUAAGCUGGACCUGCUCCUGUAAUGUUAUGAAAAGCCUUAAAGAGCUGGUCUCAGCCUUUCCACUGAUACUUGCGGUCCCAUCCACUCCCAAUUCUUCUAUGGGACAGUCAAGUCCAUUUGCAAGCGUGUGGUUGUCCUCCGACAUAAGAUUCAGACCCUUUGCCCAGGGCACCUGAAAUGAGUUGUGCCCAUUGCAGCAACCCACCCAUAUCCACCUUAAUGUUUACCUGUGCUAGGAUCUCAUUAAAACCCAUUAAAUGCUCUCUUAAGGGCCUUGAUGAAAUGGGUCCAGACCCCCGCCCUACCAGAGUUGAAAGAAGACAGCAAAAAACUUUCUGUCUCAUUCAGAGCAGAGAUAUAAGUGCUUGUAACACGGCAUUGUUGAAGAGGGAUCAUACUUGUAUUUAUUUUUCCAAUCCUAUUUUUAAACCACUAAAAUAAUUUUAUAGUAGAUUGUUUCCACCCUCUAUUUAAUAAAGAAGGCUUUUCUCUGAAAGCUGGGGAAAGCCACAGAAUAGACAAUGCUUAUUGCAAAGUCAGCUGGAAACAGAAACUAGAAAUCUUUAGCCUUAAACCUUCCCUUAUUGUAAAGGAGCCAUAAGUGUACACGUGCGACCAAAAAGGAAAAUCCUCCCUAAAGCAAGAGCUUUACCAUUCAGACCUGCUGUACAGAGAUUGCUGCCUUCUCAUUUUGGUAGGACUUUUACAAACAGCUAAAACCUUGCAGGAAAUGUGUCUGCGUUCAGACUCAUAAGGAACAUGUACAUAAUAUUAAGCCAUUUCUCUUGCAUUCAUGAUGUCCAACUGCCGCACGGUUUAUAUAGUUACUACUAAAGCUAAGUCAUGCGAUUUGUACCGUAACCCAGAAGAGUCUGCAGGGAAGCUAUUGCUAAAGAGGCUAUUCUGUUGACUGGUGCACAUAUACGCACAUUAGCGCUAUCUUGCGUACUGUAUAUUGGCAUCUCAGACAGGGACAGGAGUCUGAUGUACACUGGAAUUUACUGAGAAACUGGAUUGUAGAGACUAUAAUUCUUGCAUUUUCCUACGAGAUAUAUUUUGAAGACACUGUGUACUUCUGUCAAUAAAAUGCUUUUGUGUAAA